Molecule: messenger RNA, 951 nt
Organism: Cornus florida
Lineage: Eukaryota; Viridiplantae; Streptophyta; Magnoliopsida; Cornales; Cornaceae
Product: eukaryotic translation initiation factor
Exons: 5
Coding region: 82-702 (206 amino acids)
Biological process (GO): translational initiation
Cellular component (GO): cytoplasm; eukaryotic translation initiation factor 4F complex
Molecular function (GO): translation initiation factor activity; RNA 7-methylguanosine cap binding
Source: RefSeq, a predicted model, not a curated record
UUUCUUGGCUCAAAACUUGAUAUUGCUUAACAAAUCAAGUUUAGAGAGAGAAUUUUAGAGAGAGAGAGAGAGAAAAAAAGAAUGGCGAGUGACGCAACGGUGGACGCAGCCGUAGCGGCGGCAUCGACAGAGGCGGCGGAGACGACGACGGUGGCAGCAAAGCAGCCGCAUCGCUUGGAGAGGAAGUGGACGUUUUGGUUCGACAACCAGUCGAAGCCCAAACAAGGCGCCGCUUGGGGUUCCUCCCUUCGCAAGGCCUAUACCUUCGACACCGUCGAAGAAUUUUGGUGUUUGUAUGAUCAGAUAUUUAAGCCCAGCAAGUUGCCUGCAAAUGCUGAUUUUCAUCUAUUCAGAGCUGGGAUUGAGCCCAAAUGGGAAGAUCCUGAGUGUGCGAAUGGAGGCAAGUGGUCUAUUACCAGCAGCAGAAAGGCUAGCCUUGAUACCAUGUGGCUUGAAACUUUGAUGGCUUUGAUUGGGGAGCAAUUUGAUGAAUCUGAUGAGAUUUGUGGUGUGGUUGCAAGUGUGCGACAAAGGCAGGACAAACUUGCACUAUGGACUAAGACAGCAUCCAAUGAGGCUGCCCAGAUGGGCAUUGGGAGGAAGUGGAAGGAAAUCAUUGACGCCACUGAUAAGAUCACUUACAGCUUUCAUGAUGACCAGAGAAGGGAAAGAUCAGCGAAAGGCGGCCGAUACAGCGUGUGAAUGCCUCGUAAUAGUUUCAUUGACCGCAUUUCUACUUUCAGUUGGAAAACUUUGUUCAGUACACUACAGAUGUGCAAUAUUUUCAUUUGGCUGCAAAUUACUAGCUAUAGUAUUUUGUAUGUGAGAUUAUUUUUGUUUUGUUUUUUUGUAUGUCAUUCAAAUCAUGUCUGGAAGAUUUCUGUUAUACCAGAUUCUGUUUGUGAAAUUGCUUUCACUUGAUUCGCAAUAGAGAGCAUUAAUUUUUCAUUA